Molecule: messenger RNA, 1252 nt
Organism: Lolium perenne
Lineage: Eukaryota; Viridiplantae; Streptophyta; Magnoliopsida; Poales; Poaceae
Source: RefSeq, a predicted model, not a curated record
AUGUCGUUCCCCUUCCUGAAGGCACCGUCCGGGGCUGCUGGGGUGGUUGGCAAGGUUCUUCUGUUGUCGGCGGUGGUUCUUGGCGGUGCUCCUUGCGCGGCGUCGAGCCAGGUCUGGAGGUUGCUCCGCAAGCUUGGGUCUGGUGGUGGUUGCUGCUUUUUGUCUGCCGAUCCUCCUAGUGCGCCUUCGUUCAUCAGCGUGCGUCCUCUGGACGGUGAUGUGGGUGGCAGUGGCCGUGGCGUGGCUUCUGGUGCGGCGGCUGGUCUUGAUCUCUCCUUUGAGCUUUGGGUAGUCUCAGCGAUGAACAACGACGGGUGCUACGACGGAGGCCGGACCAUGUACUCCAACACCAGCGAGGAGUGCUACGAAGCCCCCAAGCACGGCCACGGCCACGACCACGGUCAUGGUCACGGCCACGGCCACGGCAUGACCAACAUGUACUCCAACACCACCACCGACGAGUGCUACGACGCCGGCAGGAACGGCCGCGGCGGGAUGAACAUGUACACCAACACCACCGACGUCGAGUGCUUCGAAGGAGGCAGGCACGGCCACGGCCACGGCCAUGGCCACGGCGGCGGCCAGACCAUGUACUCCAACACCACGGAGGAGCAGUGCUACGGCGAGCAGGGGCAGCAGGGGUACUACAAGAAGGAGGAGAAGACGCACAAGAACCGGGAGCGCAUGGGCGAGGUCGGCGCGCUCGCCACCGGCGCCUUCGCGCUGUACGAGGGGUACGAGGUGAAGAAGGACCCGGCGCACGCGCAGAAGCACAAGAUCGAGGCCGGCCUGGCUGGGGCGGCGGCGCUCGGCGCCGGCGGCUACGCGUUCCACGAGCACCGCGAGCAGAAGCAAGCCAGCUACGGCGGCGGGGCGCACCGCCAGGAGCACAGGGUUCCAGCUUACAACCAGUACUGCAACUAAGCAGUUAAUCACUCCAACCAAAAGGUCGUCGAUCGAUCGUAUCGUAUCGGCCGGCUAUCGAAGAGCAUGCGGGCAUGAGCUGCUACUACGUAUGUAUAGACUCGAAUAAGAUAGAGCGUCAUGCCGGCAUGUGUUUCCUAAUUUCGGUUUACUCGCAAUAAGCUAGCUGCAUGCGUGCGUGCCACUGAUCACGUGCGUACUGCUGUGUACUCUGUACAUGUGCGUACUGGGAUAGUACGGUCGCGUAUAUUUAUACUACGUGUGUGUAUGGAUUUCGUGAUCUUUGAAAAUAAUAACAUAGUACUCCGUAUAUCGGGAUUGAUCCACA